CAGAUUAGAGGGAAGACCACCACAAGGGGGAUACAAACAGAGCGGUGGAUACCGUAUCCGACAGACUGCAACAACAAUGGCGGCAACAGCAGCAACACAAUCACAAGGAUACCACCAUCCCGCAACGCUAGAAGAAGUGAGAACCCUUUGGAUUGGUGACUUGCAGUACUGGGUCGAUGAGUCGUAUCUCAACUCCUGCUUCGCCCACACCGGAGAGCUGGUUUCAAUAAAAAUUAUACGAAAUAAAAUAACUGGCCAGCCUGAGGGUUAUGGGUUUGUGGAGUUUGUAUCUCAUGGAGCAGCAGAAAGGAUUCUUCAGACUUACAAUGGGACAGAGAUGCCCGGAACUGAACAAACAUUCAGGUUGAAUUGGGCUUCUUUUGGUAUUGGUGAAAGACGUGAUGCCGGUCCUGAGCAUUCUAUUUUUGUUGGAGAUUUAGCUCCUGAUGUCACUGAUUAUCUAUUGCAAGAGACAUUUCGAGCUCAUUAUCCAUCUGUUAGAGGUGCCAAAGUUGUAACUGAUCCAAGUACUGGACGCUCCAAAGGAUAUGGGUUUGUUAAAUUCGCUGACGAGACUGAAAGAAAUCGUUCCAUGACUGAAAUGAAUGGUGUCUAUUGCUCAACUAGACCAAUGCGUAUAAGUGCAGCAACGCCAAAGAAGACCACAGGAUUUCAACAGCCAUAUGCUGCUAAAGCAAUAUAUCCAAUUCCAGCAUACACUACUCCACCAGUGCAGGUGCUUCCAGCAGAGAGUGACAUCAAUAAUACUACAAUUGCCAUUGGCAACUUGGAUCCCAAUGUCAUGGAGGAAGAAUUGAAGGAAUUAUUCUCACAGUUUGGGGAAAUUAUCUAUUCAAAGAUACCUGCAACCAAAGGAUAUGGUUUUGUGCAAUUCAGAACUAGGGCAUCUGCUGAAGAAGCCAUGCAAAGGAUGCAAGGACAAAUGAUUGGUCAACAAGCAGUUCGCAUUUCUUGGAGUAGAAGCCCUACAGCAAGACAGGACCUGCCUGGUAGCUGGGGAACUCAAGUAGAUCCUAGUCAGUGGAGUGCCUAUUAUGGUUAUGGACAAGGGUAUGAUGCCUAUGCUUAUGGGGCUACACAGGAUCCAUCAGUGUACUCAUAUGGUGCAUAUGCCGGUUAUCCACAAUAUCCUCAACAGGUGGAAGGUUCCCAAGAAGUCACAGCUAUAACAGGUGCUGUCCCUAGCCUAGAUCAAAGGGAAGAGCUUUAUGAUCCCUUGGCUACCCCCGAUGUUGACAAGUUAAACAAUGCUUACCUUUCUGUUCAUGGAAGUGCCAUAUUAGGCCGACCGAUGUGGUUGAGAACAUCUUCGCUUACGCCACCGCCUCAACCAUCCUUGGUGUUUCCCAGUUAAAAUUAUUGGAUAUGCUAAAAGUUUCCUGCAAGCGAAUCAGAAACCCAAGAACUGCGGGGAGAGUAGCUUAGGAGAAAUCAGGCACUGGGAGGUAAAGGUCAGGAUGUGCACCUGGUCUAUGUAGUAUCUGCUCUUGGGUUGGGCACGGUCGUAACAUGUAAUGUGGAGUGCAGGAUUGUGAAGCUUGCCAUAUAUAAUGUACUUUUUUAAACCUCUCUUUUCUUCCCCUCCCUCCCUCCCUCCCUUAAUGGGCCUGCUUAGCCCUUAACAUUUUCUUCUACCGGCAUAGCUGUAGCAUGAGUUCCUAGAAUUGUGCUGUGUUGCAGAGCAGAAAUUGUUAAAUUUUUAGGGCUUGGACUUGAUACUUCAAUACUCCGUUCAUAAGGAAAACAUGUGGAAGAUCUGAAGUAGGAGGCUUAUUUCUUAUUUUUGACAAA
Messenger RNA from Carica papaya (papaya), 1812 nucleotides. RefSeq names its product RNA-binding (RRM/RBD/RNP motifs) family protein. Gene Ontology annotation, cellular component: cytosol. The record is from RefSeq and is a predicted model, not a curated record. Gene Ontology annotation, molecular function: mRNA binding. NCBI's taxonomy places the organism in Eukaryota, Viridiplantae, Streptophyta, Magnoliopsida, Brassicales, Caricaceae.